Molecule: messenger RNA, 3642 nt
Organism: Glycine soja
Lineage: Eukaryota; Viridiplantae; Streptophyta; Magnoliopsida; Fabales; Fabaceae
Product: RNA-binding protein 25-like
Exons: 7
Coding region: 1081-3378 (765 amino acids)
Biological process (GO): mRNA processing
Molecular function (GO): RNA binding
Source: RefSeq, a predicted model, not a curated record
CGUGGCAGUUCCGCCGCCGCAGAUGCAGCAGAUGCUUUCGUACCAGAUUCAACCCGGUAAUCCGGCCCUGCGGCCCUUCGCUCCGAUCCCCAACGGUUACGCUGCAGCUCCGACCAUAACUCCCGCGGGGGAUGGGUUUGUUUUGGAAGAGUGGGUUGUGUUCGGAGAGAUUGAGAAUUUGAGAGAGUUCUUAAUGGUUGGAUAAGGGGUAUCGAUGACGGGAUGUUUUCUCCUACAGUGUCUUGAUUGAAUUCAUUGAGAAAGGUUGGAGGGCUUCAUAUUGCUUAAAGACCACCUCUCUACAAACAACUCAUUUUUUGGUAUGCACAUAUUUGUCUGGUUUCUAGCUUGUCUUGUCUUUUACUGGAAUUGGAAGUGAAGCGAUGCUGACUAAAAAAAAUGAAAGAGUGAUUGUUCUUUUGUAGAUCUAAAUAAUGUAUGGUUGUGUCGUGCUCUCGUUUUAGUAGGCCACUUUCUGCUAGUUAUAAGAGUACUUUCCCUUCAAUGGCUUUAUGAAUUCCAGAAGCCGACAAUGUUUGCAACUGAAUGAAUGCACACGUUGGCCUUGUGUCAUGAGGUAUUGCAAUCUUUUCUCUCUAUCACAGUUUCAUUUAAUUUUUUAAUGCUGCAACGUAUGCUGCUGUAUAAAAAUGAACUUAUAAUUCAACUAGAAUUUCUUCUUAUUAAACCACACGUACAUAAGAUUAUGCAAGUUACUAUUUGCAAUUGGUGGAUGAGAUAGUUUGAGAAGCCUGCUAUGUUGCAAGGGGUCAGACAAAGGUAAGCACUUUUUACACAUUCGUGAAUUUCAAAACUCGAUAGCAUUUGUUAUUGUUUUCUUCAGGUUGUCAUUUCAGCUGGUGAUUGUUGGCUGUGCUGCCAUCUCUGUUGUGCUUUUGAUGUGUGGUAACAGCAUUCCAUUGUUCUUGCCACAUUUUUUUCUUCUUGCGUAUAUCUUUAGUGUUGUACUGAUUUGCUUAUGGUGUAUACAUAUUCACUCAUAAUCUGCUCUAAUAUAUUUGCAUAGAUGUUUUUCUACUCUGUACAGGAAUUCCUCGUUACCCCCCUCCUUAUGGAACUAUGGUUCGUCCUGUAUUUCCUGCACGCCCUCCUGGAGCAGUUAACAUACCUACAAUAUCACGCCCGCCUGUUGCAGGGAUCCCUGCAGUUCGCCCAAUUAUUCCGCCUGUAGUCAGACCUGUGGUAGCCCCUAGUGUUACUCCAGCUGAGAAGCCUCAAAACACAGUUUACAUUGGCAAGAUUGCACCAACUGUGGAAAAUGAGUUCAUGCUCUCUCUCCUUCAAUUAUGUGGAACUAUCAAGACCUGGAAACGUCCUCAGGAUUUAUCAACUGGAACUCCUACAAGUUUUGGGUUUUAUGAGUUUGAGUCUGCAGAAGGGGUUCUUCGUGCCUUGCGUCUCCUUACUAAACUGAAUAUUGAUGGGCAAGAAUUGAAGGUCAAUGUGAAUCAAGCUAUGAAAGAAAAUCUGGAGCGGUAUGAUAAGACAAAAACUGAGAACUUGAAGAACAAAAAAACUCAGGCAGGAGUAGGUGAAAAAAACGAAGGUGAACAACCUUCUAAUGCAAACAAGGAUGCAAAGGCUGACACAGAACCCUCAAAUAAAGAGGUUCUUGAAUCAUCAAACAAGGAAUCACAUGAUGUGGCAAACUUUGGGAUUGUCACUGAUGAAGAUAGAGAAGCUGAUCGUGAGGCUUUAGAAAAGAUUUCAAAGAUGAUAGAGGAAAGGUUGAAGAUUAGACCUUUGCCUGCACCAUCUGCUCAGCUGACUGGUGAUGGUUCUGUAAAUUUAACUUCAGAACAACCUGUUAAAGCAAGGGAUGGAGACUCUGUUGUGGAUACCGAGAAGAAUGAAUCUGCUGAAAAUAAAAAUGAGAAAGAGACAAACAAUGAUAACAAACCAACCAGUGAACAUGAAAGGACUGAAAGUCCUGAUAGAAGGCAUGAUAGAAAAAGCAGAGAGAGGGACCGAGAUAGGGAGCUAAAACGAGAAAAAGAUAGAGAACUUGAAAGAUAUGAAAGAGAAGCAGAGCGGGAACGUGUUCGGAAAGAGAGGGAACAAAGACGAAGGGUUGAGGAGACUGAGCGUCAGUAUGAAACAUAUUUGAAGGAUUGGGAGUAUAGAGAACGAGAGAAAGAGAAAGAGCGUCAGUAUGAAAAAGAGAAGGAGAAGGAAAGGGAACGUAAAAGGAGAAAGGAGAUACUUUAUGAUGAAGAGGAUGAGGAUGAGGAUUCUAGGAAGAGGUGGCGCAGAAGUGUGAUAGAGGAUAAGAGAAAGAAGAGGCUGCGUGAGAAGGAAGAUGACCUGGUCGACCGACAAAAAGAAGAGGAAGAAAUUGCUGAGACCAAAAAGAAGGCCGAGGAGGAACAGAAGCAACAAAGAGAUGCAUUAAAGCUAUUAUCUGAGCAUGUGGUAAAUGCUGGUAAGGAAAAUAUGAUUACUGAAGAGAUUACUAUUGAAGUUAAAAGCAUCGUUGCUGAACAAGAUACUGUAGCUGAUUAUCAUCAUGAAUAUCAUAUUGGUGACGGUGAUUCAAUAAAUGUCAUCAAUGAUGAAUCAAUAAUAGCAUCUGUUGCUACAACUGAUGCACAGUCAGGUGGCAAUGCUCCUACAAAGAAAUUGGGGUUUGGUCUAGUUGGUUCAGGGAAAAGAACAUCUGUCCGUUCUGUUUUCCAUGAAGAGGAUGAUAAUGAGGCCAAAAAAAUGAGGCCAUUGGUUCCAAUUGAUUACUCAACUGAAGAAUUGCAGGCAGUUCAACCUACGGUUUCUGGGCCAACGCCACCAAAUUUGGCUGCUGCUGCAGAAUUUGCAAAGCGUAUAUCCAGUACAAAUUUCAAGGAAGAGAAGCUGGAUGGUGAACGGGAUAGAAGUAGGCGUUCAAAUGAGAAGUCUAACCACCGGGACAGGAGUGAUGAUGGCACUCACAACAGAGAUGAAAACAAGGAGAGAAUUCCUGGCCGUGACAGGGAUCGAGAUCAUGGAUCGGAGAAACUCAGGACUUCUGAUAACAAGAGGCUUUUGGAUGCAAAACAAUUGAUUGAUAUGAUACCAAAGACGAAGGAGGAGUUGUUCUCAUAUGAGAUAGACUGGGCAGUAUAUGAUAAGCAUCAAUUACAUGAUAGAAUGAGACCGUGGAUUUCAAAGAAAAUCCAAGAGUUUUUGGGGGAAGAAGAAACUACAUUGAUAGAUUAUAUUGUUUCCAGUACACAAGAACAUGUGAAAGCAUCACAAAUGCUUGAGCGACUUCAGAUCAUUUUGGAUGAAGAGGCUGAAAUGUUCGUUCUGAAGAUGUGGAGGAUGCUUAUCUUUGAAAUAAAGAAGGUAGAGUCAGGGCUAGCUUUGAGGUCAAAAUCAUGAUUUUUUUAUUAUUAUUAUAUGUUCUUCCUUUCCUUUGCUGCUGGAUUGAUAUUUUAACAUUGAUCCUUGACAUGUCUUUACCCUAAAUUGUAAAAUGGCUGCAUAAUCAUAAACGGUUGAAUGUAAUUUUUCAGUAUGUAUUGCUUCAGCAUUCAAGUAGUUACCGUUUAAAACCCCGUUUUCUUCAUCCAUGAGAAUCCGGUGGCAAUUUUUGUAAGUGAAUAGUGUAGAACUUUGAUUUUUUUUUUAAAUGAUUGUUCUGAA